This is a messenger RNA of Cylindrotheca closterium, 1332 nucleotides long. NCBI's taxonomy places the organism in Eukaryota, Bacillariophyta, Bacillariophyceae, Bacillariales, Bacillariaceae. The record is from the annotation of a GenBank genome assembly.
AUGGCGACCGACGUCUUUGUCUACACGGGAGGCAAGCAGAAGGUCCCGAAGGACGUCGUUUGGGCUCGGAUUGAUUCAUCUGUCAAGGUUAUUGGGCCCAUUGCGUUUAAGGACUGUGAGAAUCUCAAAUAUGUCGAGUUCUCGGAAGGUCUGGAACGGAUCAGUUCCUAUGCCUUUUCCUGUUGCAAGUCGCUGCAAUAUGUGAGGCUUCCGUCCUGUACUCGCAAGAUUGGCCUUGGUGCUUUUGAAAACUGCAUUGCCAUGAAGUAUCUCGUCCUGAAUUAUGGGCUGGAACAGAUAUCCCAAUCCUCCUUUUCCGGGUGUUGUUUGUUGGAAUAUGUGUGCAUCCCUUCCACGGUAGUGCACCUUGGAAGUUACGCCUUUGUGGACUGCAUCGCCUUGAAGGAAGUUGCGUUGAAUCAAGGAUUGACCAAGAUUCACCAUGGAACCUUUCAGUGGUGUGAUGCCCUAAAAGUGAUUGGGGUUCCAUUCACUGUGAAAUCGAUUGCGGAGGAUGCCAUUCCUGAAACGGCCAUCAAGGAUCGAACCAACGCCAGCGAGUUUUGGAGAGAAGUCUAUCUCAAAGUGCAAGAGAUUGCGGACGAAGAAGAAACCAAAGAGAUUGCGAGGAGGCGCAGUACUAUUACUACUGCUCGAGUCUCUGCUGCUGAUCUUACAAUUCAAACGAACGCGGCCAGGCCUGAAAUUCCGGAAUGGCAACGACAAGACCGACGAAAGACUACUGGGACUACGACUACAAAAGCCCUACAUAGUACUACUACUACGAUUAUCAAGGAGCGUGAUGGUUUACAAAGGGAAGUGAACUCAUUGCGAUCACAGGUCGAAAACUUGACGUCCAUGUUUGACCUUUUGAAUGGGGUCGUGGGAAAGUUACAACUGCAAUUGGAGGCCGUCUCGUUACAGGGCAAAGAGACGCAAGGGCAGUUGCAACAAGUAAUUAAGGAAAACAACAGCAAUCGAAAGGUACCAGAAUACAUUACCCGAAACAAAACACGCAGUACUAAUAAUAGUAGGCAUGCCACGACCACUGGUGCAACCGGAGUUGACUCGGAUCUUCAAGUCCGUGAGAGCGUCAUAAUGUUGACCGAAAAGCUGGAUCAAGUCAUGAGCAUGGUCCAAACCCAAGGGUACGAAACUCGAUCGGAGCUCCAAUAUUUAAAGGCAGAUCGUCCUCGAUAUGAGGAUGACGAGGUGACUCCCAGAACGGUGACUGUGACACAGCAAGAGUUGUCGGAUGAGGAGUCUGAUUCGUUCGAUCACAACGAUGAUGAUGAUGAGGAUGACGACGACGAAAAAUCUUUCUUUGAAUGA